AUGAAGCUCUCCCUAGCCGUCAUUUUCUCUGUGGUCGCGACCAGCGCGCUCGCGGUCCCGUUGUUCGAACCCUGUCAACGCAACGACAACCGCGAGCUGCUGAUGAGGCGUCGAAUUCGCAGAAGCGCGGCAAAGACGGAGAGGGAUCGUUCUACCGGGCGUCGUGGGCAGUGGAGGAUGUCACCGAGCCAACAGAAGCGCAGUGAAGUCGUCGAGAGUCGCGAGGAGGGGGCAAUUAAGUACCCUACGUGGAACAAGGAGGACAAACGCACCGACGACGCCCGUUGGGUCGGCGCGAACUGGUCGCUUGAGGAUAAACGCACAACCGAGGAGUACGCAAUUGCCCAUCAAUGGGGUCACGAGGAUAAACGUGCGGAAGACCACUGCAAGGCGUUAGCUCUUGAGGCGCGGUCAGCAAAGCACGUACUCAUGCUAGUUCCGACUGCAGCGCAAGAAAGGACGGUGUCAGGUCCGAUGCCCUUAGCAGGAAUCUACGAAGCGUGGGUGGCGUCAUGCGAAUUAGAGCCAGACGACGCCUUCCAAAUGGGGCGCGAAGAGGCUCACUACCUCAAAGGGCCAGUAAGCCCUGGGAUUACCUAG
Molecule: messenger RNA, 600 nt
Organism: Schizophyllum commune H4-8
Lineage: Eukaryota; Fungi; Basidiomycota; Agaricomycetes; Agaricales; Schizophyllaceae
Exons: 8
Coding region: 1-600 (199 amino acids)
Source: RefSeq, a predicted model, not a curated record